Messenger RNA from Sorex araneus (European shrew), 984 nucleotides. Its product is annotated as olfactory receptor 18-like. Lineage: Eukaryota; Metazoa; Chordata; Mammalia; Eulipotyphla; Soricidae. Gene Ontology annotation, biological process: G protein-coupled receptor signaling pathway. Gene Ontology annotation, cellular component: membrane. The record is from RefSeq and is a predicted model, not a curated record. Gene Ontology annotation, molecular function: olfactory receptor activity; G protein-coupled receptor activity. The transcript has a single exon. The coding region runs from base 1 to 984 and encodes 327 amino acids.
AUGAGACGAUAUCUACCUGCUCCCAUUUUCAUGUUUUUCCCCAAAAGGUGUCUCUGCUCUGUGGACCCACACAACAUAACAGGGGCCGUGGAAUUCUUCCUCCUGGGACUCUCCGAUGAUCCACAAGUCCAGCCUCUCCUCUUCAGCCUCUUCCUGUCCAUGUACCUGGUCACCAUCACAGGGAACCUGCUCAUCAUCCUGGCCGUCAGUUCGGACCCCCACCUGCACACACCCAUGUAUUUCUUUCUCUCCAUCCUGUCCGUGGCUGACAUUGGCUUUACCUCCACCACACUGCCAAAGAUGAUUUGGGACAUUCACACUCAGAGCAGAGCCAUCUCCCAUGCCGGCUGCCUGGUGCAAUUGUCUCUUUUUUACCUGUUUGCAUGUUUGGACAGUUUACUUCUCACGGUGAUGGCUUAUGAUCGCUUUGUGGCCAUCUGUCACCCCCUGCACUACCCCGUCAUCAUGAACCCCUACCUCUGUAGCCUGUUACUUCUGGCGUCUGUUUUCAUGAGCCUGUUGGUCUCCCAGCUGAAUUGCAUGAUUAUGUUACUGCUUAGUUUUUGCACCCGUGCAGAAAUUUCCCACUUCUUCUGUGAACUCCCUCAAAUCCUCAGGCUGGCCUGUGGGAAUACCGUCCUCGAAACUCUGUUAAUGUAUAUGUUCAUUGCUAUAUUUGCUGGUGUUCCAGUCUCAGGGAUCCUGUACUCUUAUUCUAGAAUCGUGUCCUCUGUUUUGAAAGUCCCGUCCACGGGAGGGAGGUACAAAGCCUUCUCCACCUGUGGCUCUCACUUGUCUGUUGUUUGCUUGUAUUAUGGAACAGGUAUCGGGGUGUACUUCAGCUCAGCUGUCUCCCCUUCACCCAGGAAGGGGGCAAUGUCUUCACUGGUGUACACAACUAUUGUUCCCUUGUUGAACCCCUUCAUCUACAGCCUGAGAAACAAGGACAUCAAGAGGGCCUUCCAGAAGCUUCUCAAUAAAUAG